Phalaenopsis equestris is the source of this 2145-nucleotide messenger RNA. Its product is annotated as metal transporter Nramp3-like. Lineage: Eukaryota; Viridiplantae; Streptophyta; Magnoliopsida; Asparagales; Orchidaceae. Gene Ontology annotation, cellular component: membrane. Gene Ontology annotation, biological process: metal ion transport. The record is from RefSeq and is a predicted model, not a curated record. The transcript is spliced from 14 exons. Gene Ontology annotation, molecular function: manganese ion transmembrane transporter activity; cadmium ion transmembrane transporter activity. Bases 232 to 1860 code for a protein of 542 amino acids.
UCGAAGUCGAAAUUGGCAUGCCUAGAAAGUCAGCUCACCUUUCUUCUUAGUUACUCCUUUGGAACCCAAAACCGAAAAGUGUUCCUUUUUAUCCGAAAGUUUCAUUUUUUUUCUGUACUCCAUUCCUCGAAAGAAAGGGAGCUUAGUUUUCACGAUACUUUUCCAAAUUUGAUAGAGUUGAGGAAUAUUGAGGCUGUGGUCGAGGUUUUGGGGUUUUGGAGGGGAAAAGUAAUGGCUGCCCCGGGGCAGAACUCUUCGCACCCUCAAUUCAUUACGAGUCAUGGCAAUCGGGAAAUCUUUGGCGGUCCCUCUUCUCCUCUUAUAGAUGAUGUCGAAACCGAGCAAAUCAUCGUUCCCCAGGAAAAAAGCUGGAAAAAUUUAUUUGUCUAUAUGGGUCCUGGAUUUCUUGUUUCUAUUGCUUAUAUCGAUCCUGGAAACUUUGAGACGGAUCUACAGUCAGGAGCACAAUUCAAAUAUGAGUUGCUCUGGAUCAUCCUCAUAGCUUCAAUUGCUGCACUCAUCAUUCAGUCUCUUGCAGCGAAGUUAGGAGUAGUAACAGGAAAACAUUUGGCUGAGCACUGUCGAGCUGAAUAUGCAACGGCUUCAAACUUUAUUUUGUGGUUGCUCGCUGAGCUUGCUGUUGUUGCAUGUGACAUCCCUGAAGUUAUUGGAACAGCCUUUGCCUUGAACAUGCUCUUCAGUAUCCCAGUUUGGUGUGGUGUUCUCAUUACUGGAUUAAGCACCUUGCUUCUUCUAUUUUUGCAGCAAUAUGGGAUCCGCAAACUUGAGUUUUUCAUCGCUUUUCUAGUACUUAUAAUGGCUGCUUGCUUCUUUGUUGAACUUGGCUAUGCAAAGCCACGGUAUUCGGAAAUAAUGAAGGGAUUGUUUGUUCCCCAACUCAAGGGAGAUGGCGCUACAGGACUUGCCAUAUCUCUACUUGGUGCUAUGGUUAUGCCACAUAACCUUUUCCUCCAUUCGGCUCUGGUAUUGUCUAGGAGAGUACCACGUUCAGUUCAUGGAACUAAAGAAGCAUGUAGGUUCUACACUUUAGAAAGUGCAAUUGCUCUUUCUUUGGCCUUCCUUAUCAAUGUUUCUAUCAUUUCUCUAAGCGGAACUGUUUGCAGUUCACCAUCUUUAAAUCCAGAUGAUAAAAUAAACUGUGAAGACUUAGAUCUCAACAAAGCUUCUUUUUUACUAAGAAAUGUCUUAGGUAAAUGGAGUUCAAAACUAUUUGGUAUUGCUUUAUUGGCAUCGGGUCAGAGCUCUACAAUCACUGGAACUUAUGCUGGGCAAUAUGUUAUGCAGGGUUUUCUUGAUCUGCGCAUUACGCCUUGGAAAAGAAACCUUUUGACUAGAUCUCUGGCAAUUAUCCCAAGUUUAAUUGUAGCAAUCAUUGGUGGAUCUGCCGGGGCUGGAAGGCUCAUAAUUAUAGCAUCGAUGAUCCUGUCAUUCGAGCUCCCCUUUGCUCUUCUUCCACUCCUCAAGUUCACCAGCAGUAAGAAAAAGAUGGGCUCAUAUGCUAAUUCUUUCGCAACUGCAGGACUGACAUGGAUUAUAAGUUUAUUUCUCAUGGCCAUUAAUGUAUACUAUCUCAUAACCAGCUUCGUCAAACUGCUAUUGAACAGUAAAUUACAAACUGUAUCUAAAGUGUUUUCGGGAAUUUUUGGCUUUGCUGCAAUAUUGGUGUAUUUGGCAGCAGUCAUAUACUUGGCCCUGCGGAAGAACAGGAAAAAUACUCAGCCAUUGCUAUCUUCAGGUUCUGAACUUGGCCGAGUACAUGACAAUGCUGGAAUUGAUGCUGAAACAUCUAUAUACAGUCUACCAAGGGAAGAUAUAGUUGCCAUGCAGCUUCCUCAGUGAAGACCUGUAUUGGAUCUGGAAGAAGUUUAUUGUUAUGUUUUGCUUAAUUUUCUCUAUCUGAGAGCAUCUUAUAUUAAGCCUUAAAGUAACAUUUGGUUAGAUGGGAUGGGUAUUUGUAGAAGUUUUAAAUGUAAAGGUAUAUUAUUGAGAUUAUGCUUACUUCGGAUGUGGUUUAAAUUAGUAUUUAGAAAAGCCACUCUGAUUUGUUGUUAACUCCCUCGUUGAUAUCAGUUGGAUAAGUCGAAGAAAUUUUUCUAUCAAAUUUAAGAAAACAAAUUGCGUUCU